Messenger RNA from Staurois parvus, 315 nucleotides. Lineage: Eukaryota; Metazoa; Chordata; Amphibia; Anura; Ranidae. The record is from the annotation of a GenBank genome assembly.
GGAAAACACAUAUUUCCGAUGGUCUUAGGAACCGAGACACCGCUCCUCUAUCACUCUCCAGGCGGGUCCGCCCACAUGCAGAUACGUCCACAUUUCCCUGGACCGCGAUGUGUGCGUGGGAUGACAUGCCGCCCCUGUCAUCUGGCCACAACCCCGGGAUCACUCAAGAGCUCCGCCUCCUCGCCAGUGAUUGGCUGCCGGAACUGUAGCUCAGGAGAGGCACACAGGCGGCCAAUCACCGAGGUGGAGCGGAGCAGCAGCGCGAAGAUCAAAGAAGAUCGAGCGAGGGAGCGGCCGGAGAAGGAAGACAGCUGA